UCUGAUAGUCAUGGAGAAGGAAGUAACUUUUAUUUUUGCAAAAUUAUGACUGUCAAUAAUCCUGCACUAAGUGGAGGGAGAUGGACCAAAAGACUUAAGGUUUUGGACCAGAGUUUGGGAGUAAAUGGGAUGGCAGCGUCCCAAAAUACUUCUGUGACCAGACCUGUGACAACGGACAGAAUAAAAGGGGACUGUGCCAGUCCUGGGCCACUAGGAGAUACAGAGUCGAGCAGGACAGAACAGGACUCAGGGCAACAACUAGCCAUGUUGGGGUUCUUUCAGAUCUGUGAUGUGGAGGGCAAAGGCUUCAUCACUCGACAUGAUAUGCAGAGACUUCAUGGUCAGCUACCUCUUAGCCUGGAGGAGCUGGAGAAAGUUUUUGAUACUCUGGAUGCAGAUGGCAACGGUUCACUUACGCCAGAGGAGUUCACCACAGGAUUAAGUCAGUUUUUGUUUGGGCAGAUGGCCUCUAUGAAUGAAAUGCAUGAGUCUGACAAUGAAAAUGUCUAUCAGUCUAAGUGGGAAGACAGCUAUGCUAAAGCUGAUGAUGAUGAAGAUGAGGACCGGCAGUUCUCAGAUCUGAUGGACCGGCUUGGAACAAACAAGAUCUUAGAAGACGAGAGCAAUAUAAGACAACUUUGGUCGCAGCUGAGAAAAGAUGAACCGCGUUUACUUUCCAAUUUUGAAGAGUUCCUGGUCAGAGUUUUCUCCCAGCUCCAAGAAGCCGAUAAUGAAAAGAAUGAAUUGGAGUGUGCCCUGAAAAAGAAAAUUGCUGCUUAUGAUGAAGAAAUUCAACAUCUCUAUGAGGAAAUGGAGCAGCAAAUCAAAAAUGAGAAAGAACAGUUUCUCUUGAAGGAUACAGAGAGGUUUCAGUCCCGCAGUCAAGCGCUGGAACAUAAACUCGUUUCAAAAGAACAAGAGCUGGAACAACUGGUUCAAAAACAGAAAAGGCUGGAGGGUCAGUGUAAGGAACUCCACAAUGACAAACAGGAGACCAAAGUGGAGAACACCAAGCUGAAGCUAACAAACCAAGAGCUGCUGCAGGAACUGGAGCGAACGUCUCAGGAGUUAAUAGUCGCCCAGCAACAAUUACAGACGCUCCAGGAAGAGGCUUCAAAACUACAUGAAGAAAAAGAAAUGGAGGUAUACAGGGUGACAGAGACUUUAGAGCGAGAGAAGUCGGGACUCCUUAAGCAGCUGGAUUUCUUAAGAGAAAGGAACAAACUUCUCAGAGAUGAACGAGACAUGUUUUUACAGAAAAGUAAAACAAAUGCUCCAAAAGCCAACUGGAAAAAAAGAUCAGGAUCUAUCAUUGGCAAAUAUGUAGAGGGAAAGGCAUCACUUAAGAGCCAAUCCUCCGAAGAAGAUGAUGUUUUCAAUAACUUAACAAGGAGGAGGAAUUCUAUUGGUUUGAAUGGAUAUCUUUCUUCAGAAUCUGACCACAGUACUAAUGGGGGCAUGACUCAAACAAAACAACUGCAGAGAAUAAUCUCCAUUGAAGAAGAUCCCUUACCCCAGCUUCUUGAGAUGCCAGUUGAGAAGCAGUACAGCAAGUGGACAGAAGAAAAUGACAUCUCCCCAGAAAAGGAAAUGGAUGAGAAGCAAAUUGUGACAUCUUUAGACCACACACCAUUGUCUCUCAGAGAGCAACCAGUAGGGAAAGAAACACAAUCAAAUGAGGAGAGAAUAUACUCUGCCCCUGAUCGCUUAUUCAAGAUUGUUUUUGUGGGCAAUUCAAGUGUGGGAAAGACUUCGUUUUUAAGGCGAUUCUGUGAAGGCCAUUUUUCCCCAAACACAUCUGCUACCGUAGGUAUAGAUUACAGUGUGAAAACAGUGACAGUGGAUAACAGCCAGAUAGCCCUGCAACUCUGGGACACUGCUGGGCAGGAACGGUACCGCAGUAUUACCAAGCAGUUUUUCAGAAAAGCCGAUGGUGUCAUUGUGAUGUAUGAUAUAACAGCAAAAGACACAUUCACAUCUGUCAAACAAUGGUUGGUGAGCAUUGAGGAGGCAACUGGAGAGAAUAUACCUGUCCUUUUGCUGGGUAACAAAACGGACAAUGAAAAAGAACGAGAAGUCCCUCGUGGACUAGGAGAACAUCUAGCCAAG
Trachemys scripta elegans is the source of this 2109-nucleotide messenger RNA. It is a transcript of the gene CRACR2A, whose product is annotated as calcium release activated channel regulator 2A. The record is from RefSeq and is a predicted model, not a curated record. Gene Ontology annotation, molecular function: GTPase activity; GTP binding; calcium ion binding. Lineage: Eukaryota; Metazoa; Chordata; Testudines; Emydidae.